ACACUCAGAGUCCCAAAACGCAUGCCACUCUAUACACUGUGAAUGGACCAUCAACCUCCACCGUGCCCCGCCGCCGCCUCCGCAACGGACAACCCUCGUGGCGGAACGCGCCACCCCAUGUACCGCGGCGUCCGCAAGCGCCGGUGGGGCAAAUGGGUCUCCGAAAUCCGGGAGCCACGGAAGAAGAACCGCAUAUGGUUGGGGUCGUUUCCGGUGCCGGAGAUGGCGGCACGAGCAUACGACGUCGCAGCCUACUGCCUCAAAGGCCGGAAGGCGCAGCUCAACUUUCCCGACGACGUCGACUCCCUGCCGCUUCCGUCGUCCCGCACGGCAAGAGACAUUCAGACCGCCGCGGCCCAGGCGGCGCGUAUGAUGAAAGCUUCCGGCAAUGAUGAGAAAAGCGGCAUUGCCUCCGACGACGGCGAUAGCGGUUGCGAUGAUUUUUGGGGCGAGAUUGAGUUGCCAGAGCUGAUGGACGGCGAGUGCUGCUGGGGUUGUCCGGCCGGCGCUUCCUCCUGGACUUCCUCCGGCGAUCUCGCCGAGUGGCCGGAGGAGGAGCUUUCGCCGCAGCAACCGUCGUUUAUGGCAUGUCUAUAAUCUACUGUAUCUCUGUAUUAAUGCUGCAUGUUCAGUUGUUGUUGGUAUGUUUCUUGUAUUAUAUAUCCUAUUCCUAAUGUUAUAUCCUAUGUGCCAACUGUUCCUGUUGUCAUAAAUAAUAUUAAUAGUUAUUAUCAGUAGUCAUAUUUUCAUCGAAA
Glycine soja is the source of this 755-nucleotide messenger RNA. RefSeq names its product ethylene-responsive transcription factor ERF023-like. The transcript has a single exon. NCBI's taxonomy places the organism in Eukaryota, Viridiplantae, Streptophyta, Magnoliopsida, Fabales, Fabaceae. Gene Ontology annotation, molecular function: DNA-binding transcription factor activity; DNA binding. Gene Ontology annotation, biological process: regulation of DNA-templated transcription. Bases 43 to 597 code for a protein of 184 amino acids. The record is from RefSeq and is a predicted model, not a curated record.